GCGAGCGGAGCGCGUCUGGGGCCCCGGGCGGGCGGACGAGGCGCGCUGACUCCCCGCCCUCCGCGCCCCGCGCGCCCGCCCGCCCCGGGAGCCCUGUGUGCAGCGGAGGCAGCGGGGCCGGACGGCGGGAGCGCGCGGCGGCGCCGCGGGGGCCGCCCCUCUGCGGAUCGCGGCGGGCGAAGGGAAGGCCAGGGAGAGCCCAGCGCCAGAGCCCAAGCGCUUGGGCUCUUGCCCGGCGGUCGCGGACAUGUGCAAGAUGUCCUUCAAGAAGGAAACUCCACUUGCUAAUGCUGCAUUCUGGGCAGCAAGGAGGGGAAACCUGGCCCUGCUGAAGCUGCUGUUGAACAGCGGUCGAGUGGAUGUGGACUGCAGAGACAGUCAUGGCACCACACUGCUCAUGGUGGCCUCCUAUGCUGGCCACAUUGACUGCGUGAGGGAACUGGUUCUGCAAGGAGCAGACAUCAACCUCCAGAGAGAGUCAGGUACAACGGCCCUUUUCUUUGCUGCCCAACAAGGUCAUAAUGAUGUUGUGAGAUUUCUCUUUGGAUUUGGAGCAUCUACUGAAUAUAGGACCAAAGAUGGGGGCACCGCCCUGUUGGCUGCCAGUCAGUAUGGGCACAUGCAGGUGGUGGAGACCUUGCUGAAGCAUGGAGCCAACAUCCAUGACCAACUUUAUGAUGGAGCCACCGCCCUCUUCCUAGCUGCCCAAGGUGGUUACUUGGAUGUUAUUCGAUUAUUGCUAUCUUCAGGAGCAAAAGUCAACCAGCCAAGGCAGGACGGGACGGCGCCCCUGUGGAUCGCGUCCCAGAUGGGCCACAGCGAGGUGGUGCGGGUGAUGCUGCUGCGAGGAGCAGAUCGGGACGCCGCACGCAACGAUGGUACCACAGCAUUGCUGAAAGCAGCGAACAAAGGGUAUAAUGAUGUUAUAGAGGAGCUGCUUAAAUUCUCACCCACUCUUGGGAUUUUGAAGAAUGGGACGUCAGCACUCCAUGCAGCAGUGCUCAGUGGGAACAUUAAAACGGUUGCCCUGCUCCUGGAAGCAGGGGCAGACCCAGCCCUAAGAAACAAGGCCAAUGAACUUCCAGCAGAACUCACCAAAAAUGAACGUAUAUUGCGUCUUCUCCGAAGUAAAGAAGGACACAGGAAGAGCUAAGUUAGUUCCAUAUUUGACAGAAAGGUAGAAACCUAAACCACAUUGUCCAAAAAGAAAUUGCUUUUUGCCAGGUAUGGUGAUGCACACCUGUAAUCCUAGCUACUAUGAAGGCUGAGGCAGGAGGAUUGCAAGUUCGAGGGCAGCCUCAGCAACUUUGUGAGAUCCUGUCUAAAAAUAAAAAUAAAAACCAGGGCUGGGGAUGUAGCUCAGAAGUAGAGCUCCCCUGGGUUAAAUCCUCAGUAUCACCAAAACAAAAUUAAAAAAAAGAAAAGAAAAGAAAAAUGCUUUUCAGUGUUGGAAAUUCUUUUCAGAAAGAAUAUGCUUAGAAUGCCCAUCCUGUGGGAUCCUCACAAAGAGCUGAGUCAAGAACAGAAGAGCUCGGGUCCCUGUCCCCUCACUUACAGUGAGCUUCUUAACACUGCCCUGAAACUCAGUUCCCAGGACCUGGCAUAUUCAUGGAUUCCACAGAAAUACAUCUGCUGCUAUGCUAACUUGGGUUUCCGAGUUAAACUAAAAGUUGGACAAGGUUUUCAGCAAUAUGCAAGGAGACACAAAGUUUGUUCCUUUUCAAAACCAGGUGGUUGACCUUUGAAGAACUGAUGCACUUUUGCUUUUGUGUUAAAUGUAGGUGUGCUAAAAUAUGUAGAUCCAUCCUAUUUUACUUAUAUGUACAUAGAUGUAUGUCAUUUCAGUGUUAAAUGUUUUCUUCCACCCAAAGAUCACAGGCAUGAUAAUUGAGAAUCAAUGAUGUGCAGGCAUACAUCAAGAAAGCCACUUCUGACAUUCCACCUUGAGCUAUUUAAAGAUGGACGGUUGAACUACAGAACAGACAACCAAUAUGUUUGUUAGUUAAUGCUCGUCUUAUUCCUGAUGUGUAAAAAUCAUUUUCACUUAGUCAACAUGGUAGGUAGUUAGGAUACAAGUGGCAAAUUUGAAAAUCCAGAAAAUUAUAAACUAUAAGAAAUGUAGGCUUGCCUCUUUGAGAUUUUAUUUCGGUUCUCCAGUUGGGAGCCUAUGUCCUAUACAAGUAAGUAGGCCUAAUAUGCUGUGGAAUCUUGAGCUUCCAAUACCACAUUGCUUGAUAAAAUGACCAUGGUCCUUAGAUAAAAUGUGAUAUAUGCAAGUACACUGUGCUAUCACUAUUGCAAGAGUAUACGUAACAAAAGAUGGCUGUUAGUAUUUGGUAAGUGUUCAUCUAUGCACAUUCUUGGAUUGAUUGAUUCCAAGAAGGAAUCCUGAGUUUUACUGAAUUUUUCCUUUGAGGGGAAUUAAAACAUAUUUAAUGCACUUUAUGAUCAAUGGUGUCUAUCUAACUGCCUCUGUCAGUGCCUAACUGCACACACAAAAAUUAAACCUUCUUUCUAUAAUCUCCCAUGAUAAAUUCUAAUAGUUUUUCUGCUGUUGAAAUGCAUUGCUGAUUUUCUUGCUCACGUUUUGCUCUAGUUUCCAACCAGUAUUCUGUGUAAAGACACAUUAUGAUCAAGAGAAAUAUUGUAAUCCCAGAAUAAGUUUUUUUUUAACCAAUUUACAGUGGUACUAAAAGCAUCAUCUUUAAGUCAGUAAAUGAUAGAAUGUAAUUUUUGAAAGUAGAAGAUAUUCUCUUGCACUUAUUAUGAUUGAUGUAAUAAAAAUCAGCAUAUUUUGAUCAAUGUCACAAGCAAAGCCACAGCCCCCAGAGAUAUCUAUAGCCUGAAUAGCCAUGCAGAAAUCUUCUAUCUAAUUCCAAGAUAAAAGAUUAGAAAGCUCUGUGUUGCCAAAACACCAGAUAUAAACAUUUUGGUAGCUAAAAAGCAGUGCCAAUUUCCUUGUUGACAUUCUUUUAUUGAGUAAAGUUAUAUAAACACACAUUUUCCCCUGUGAGAAUUUCAAAAAGCUAUAUUCAACUUCAAGAGGCAAAUAAUGUGGCCUUAAAUGCUUAAUAUUUUUCACUCUAGUUAGCCCUUAUUCCAAAAAUAGUUGCUGAUCAAUGAUCUAAAACAGAAGAGUUUUAUGGGUAAACAACAAAUUUCCAAAAGACAAAAUUACUGACUUAAUAUUUUUAAAAUAUGUUGUUAUUGGUAUAUUCCUUAGAUGUGUGAAGUGGAUAAUGUUCUUGAAUAAUAUUAGGGCCUUAAAAAUGAAACCAGUAGCGUUAAAAAUGUUUAACGAAGGCCUUCUUACCAUAGGUAGGAGGUGUCUAGCUUAGAAGGAACACAUUUGAACUAGAGGAGAUUAUUCUAUUAUCUACAGUAGCAAGAGUGAUUAAUCACCUACCAAAGACUGAACAGAAGGUCUGUUCUUUUAAAAAUGACAUUUUAGUUUGCACACAGGUAAAUGGUUCUUAUUUUACAUUUAUCUAAUUCACAUUCAAUGAACUCUGCAUCCUUGGACUAAAAGCUAUCAAAUUUUAAUGCAAAUCAUCUGCUUACUUAAACUACAGAAAAUUUUCAUCACCUGUAUUUGUUUGAUGACACAUUCCACAUUGUCAUUCAAAAUAAAGUUAAUGAACUA
Molecule: messenger RNA, 3643 nt
Organism: Sciurus carolinensis (gray squirrel)
Lineage: Eukaryota; Metazoa; Chordata; Mammalia; Rodentia; Sciuridae
Gene: Ankrd29
Product: ankyrin repeat domain 29
Exons: 10
Coding region: 248-1153 (301 amino acids)
Molecular function (GO): protein binding
Source: RefSeq, a predicted model, not a curated record